This is a messenger RNA of Arctia plantaginis, 585 nucleotides long. The record is from the annotation of a GenBank genome assembly. Lineage: Eukaryota; Metazoa; Arthropoda; Insecta; Lepidoptera; Erebidae.
AUGCGUCUACUAUCUAUUUUGGCCGUUUGCGUCACGGCUGUUGCCGCCGCUCCAUCCAGCGAUCUAUCUCCGAGAAUCGUUGGUGGUACAGCAUUUCCUAUUCAACAAUGGCCCCAAAUAGCUAAUGUCUUGUUCACAUGGGACACGGCUACCUUCGGACAAUACUGUGGUGGAACUAUAAUAAGCAAUAGGUUUAUUUUAACAGCUGCUCAUUGUAUUAACUUUCAUCCAGCAAAUAGGUUCCGUGUUCGUGUCGGUUCUGUAUUAGCUAGUAGUGGUGGAGUUGCUCACGCCGUUGAUGGGGUUAUCCCCCAUCCCUUCUACAAUCCUCAAACCGAAGAUCUUGAUAUCGGUUUAAUACGCACCAUAAACAAUUUGACUUUUACUGCUCAAGUCCAAGCUGCAAGAUUUGCCGGUAGUGAUUAUACUCUUGGCGAUAACGAACUAGUUCAAGCUCCUGGAUGGGGUGCAGAACGGACGGGCGGUCCUCGUUCGGAGCAGCUUCAUGUGGUCCAAAUUUGGACCAUCAACCAGAGAGUACCCAAGGGCUCAGUCUGGUCAAAGAAUCCUCCAUAUAGUUUUUAA